Dichomitus squalens LYAD-421 SS1 is the source of this 1904-nucleotide messenger RNA. RefSeq names its product P-loop containing nucleoside triphosphate hydrolase protein. The transcript is spliced from 3 exons. The record is from RefSeq and is a predicted model, not a curated record. Gene Ontology annotation, molecular function: ATP binding; nucleic acid binding. Bases 157 to 1722 code for a protein of 521 amino acids. Lineage: Eukaryota; Fungi; Basidiomycota; Agaricomycetes; Polyporales; Polyporaceae.
CUCUCGGCUCGAGCAUCUCUCCCUAGGGCUCGACCGCCACGACCUCUACACACGCGAACCGCUCCUAAAGGAUCUCGAGAGGAUGUCUCAAGUCCUCUCGCCUCGGAGGCGCUCGAUUUCGAGCAGCUAAGCCUCCAAAGAGACAUUGUAAAGGCAAUGCAAAUCGCCUUCCCGUCCGUGAAGCAGCCUACGCCCGUCCAACGCAGGCUCAUCCAUGCGGUACUCAGCGGGAAGGACGUGUUGCUCAAAGACAAGACUGGAAGCGGGAAGUCUUUCGCUCUGCUUAUUGCCCUACUCAGCCAAAUGAGUGGUUCAGCCCACAACGAGCGUUCCGGGAGUGGAGCGAAAGCGUCUUCAAUUAACUCCCUUCUCCUCGUACCGCACAGGGACCUUGCAUACCAGUUCUUCUACUGGAUCGAAUGCAUACACCGGUUCAUGACGCUAAAGCAGCCGCUGGCCUCCAUUGCGCAAAUUCUGGUCCGGGACUCCUCCGCGCCGCUCAGGGAGCAUCUUGCUCCCAUACAGCAAACCCCUCCGCAAAUCCUCAUCGGCACGCCCCAAGCCGUCCUCGAAGCCGUCGAGGCCGACCCGCACGCGCUCCCUCUCGACGGGCUGUCCACUGUCGUCGUCGACGAGGCGGACUACCUCAUCGAAAGUGUGCCCAUGCUCCGCGACAAAUACGCCAUGAAGAAAAUGGCGAAGAAGAUCGAGCGUCACCCGGGGCCCACGCGUCUCCUUUUGAACCACAUAUACGGCGCUCUGAGCGAGGAUUGGGAAGGCCGGCCACGGACAAGGGAAAAGCAACUUGAUCGCAGGCGAAGUCAGACGACACGGAAGGCGCCGCAACUCGUCAUGAUGAGCGCGACGUUGAGGAAUCACCUGAGGCGAUUCCUGCUCGCGGACAGCGGCUGGUUCACGAAGGGGCAUGGGACGCUGGUGAAGAUCACCGGCGACCCUUCGGCCUACUAUCCCAAGGAAGUGGAGGACUCUGCUAUAGAAGACAAGGCUGAGUCUACGGUCGGCGGAACGGACGUUAAGCAUCAUGUUCUGGUCAUUGACUCAUCGGGCCACGCUCACAACAUCGAGGGAGCUGUCAGUGCUUCCCCGGAGCAGGCUUCAACGGCGCUAUUCAAGGAGCCCCUCGAGCAAUCUCAAACGCCUGAGACACCUGAGGACAUUGCCCUUCGCGAAGCACUCGAUGAGGGCGGAAUACUUGAUGCUUCCAAUUACUAUGCGCUUGAGGCCGUCGCGGUGGCCUUCGGGGUGGACGUUCCGAAAUUGGCACUACUUGUUUUGCCUUCGAAUGCCCCUGUCCAGCAGAGGGUGGACGUGUUGCGGGCUUUUGGGAUCAACGCUCACCCAUUGGACGUCAUCAAGGACGGGAACGGGAGAUCGCACUUGAUGCAACAGAAUUUCGACGCCACCGAUGAGACUCCGACGUUGCUCGUGUCCACGCUCGCAUCGACGCGGGGUCUGGAUCUCCCGCAACUCUCGCACGUCUUCAUUCUCGGCAUCCUCGACGGCGGCGUGGACUCGUAUCUCCACGUCGCGGGGCGUGUCGGGCGGUUCGGACGGGGCGGGAGGGUGAUCAGCGUGUUGUCAGAACGGCACGAGGUCGUUGCGAAGGACGGCAAAGUGAGCGCGAGAGACGAGCCCCGGAUGAUGGCUGCCAUGCUGGAGAGGAUGGGCAUCACUCCGGUCAAGUAUGAGGACGUCGACUAGGCAUAGGAGGCAGUACGAAUAUAUGGUAGUUACAGCAUGGGGCGCCACAAAGCAUCUGCGCGCGCUUGCAUUUGUGUUUCCGCUCACCGCUGCGUCGCGCAAUUUGUCCGCCGGGCUUCUGAGAGUGAGUGCUCGCGCGUGGGAUAUGGUGGCUGCUCGGCUCGAUAAGACGUGUGACCGUG